Vitis vinifera (wine grape) is the source of this 8396-nucleotide messenger RNA. RefSeq names its product putative disease resistance protein At3g14460. NCBI's taxonomy places the organism in Eukaryota, Viridiplantae, Streptophyta, Magnoliopsida, Vitales, Vitaceae. The transcript has 13 exons. Gene Ontology annotation, molecular function: ADP binding; protein binding. Gene Ontology annotation, biological process: defense response to other organism. Bases 205 to 4272 code for a protein of 1355 amino acids. The record is from RefSeq and is a predicted model, not a curated record.
AGAAAAUUUGAUGUACUGAGGUCGCAGCUGGCCAUGUGCACCUCUUCCACGGCCCACCAACACCAAAGCUGAUUGACCCAGGAAGGAAUCUACAUCUGUUGCUCUAAGUCUUCACAGCGGAGAGCAAAUUUUCAACUUCACUUGUUUCUUCGAUCUGUCUCUCUACCGCCCUGUCCUUGGAUUUCAGGAAAGAAUCAAACAGCAAUGGAGGUCGUUGGAGAAUCUGUUCUUUCUGCUGCCGUUGAAGUUCUGUUCGGUAAGCUGGCUUCCUCUGACUUGCUCAAGUUUGCACGCCGGGAGGAGGUCAUUGCUGAACUGGAAGGGUGGAAGAGGGAACUGCGGAUGAUUAAGGAAGUCCUGGACGAAGCCGAGGAGAAGCAGGUAACAAAGUUGUCCGUGAAAGAGUGGGUAGGCGAUCUCCGAGACUUGGCCUACGACAUGGAGGAUGUGCUGGAUGAGUUCGCCACCGAGCUGUUGCGACGCAGGUUGAUUGCAGAUCGUGCUGAUCAGGUGGCCACCACAAGUAAGGUACGGAGCCUCAUCCCCACUUGCUUUACUGGUUCCAAUCCUGUUGGUGAAGUUAAGUUUAAUAUCGAAAUGGGCUCCAAGAUCAAGGCAAUCACUGGGCGGUUAGACGAUAUUUCAAACCGGAAAGCUAAGCUAGGUUUUAAUAUGGUCCCGGGUGUUGAAAAAAGUGGGGAAAGGUUUGCAUCUGGAGCAGCUCCUACUUGGCAACGAUCCCCCACUACAUCUUUGAUUAAUGAACCUGUUCACGGGAGGGAUGAAGAUAAAAAAGUUAUUAUUGACAUGCUGUUGAAUGAUGAAGCAGGUGAAAGCAACUUUGGGGUCAUUCCCAUUGUAGGCAUAGGUGGGAUGGGGAAAACUACACUGGCCCAGUUCAUAUACAGGGACGAUGAGAUAGUGAAGCAGUUUGAGCCAAGGGUGUGGGUGUGUGUUUCAGAUGAGAGUGACGUAGAGAAGUUGACGAAGAUAAUACUGAAUGCAGUGUCUCCAGAUGAAAUACGUGAUGGGGAUGACUUUAAUCAAGUGCAACUCAAGUUAAGCAAGAGUCUGGCUGGAAAAAGGUUUUUGCUAGUUUUAGAUGAUGUGUGGAACAUUAAAAGCUACGAGCAAUGGAAUCAGCUGCGUGCCCCAUUCAAGUCUGGGAAAAGAGGAAGUAAAAUCGUUGUAACAACACGAGAUACAAAUGUUGCAUCACUAAUGAGAGCAGACGAUUAUCACCAUUUUCUCAGGCCUUUAUCUCAUGAUGAUUGUUGGUCGGUGUUUGUGGAGCAUGCCUUUGAAAGUAAAAAUGUUGAUGAACAUCCGAAUCUGAAAUCCAUUGGUGAAAAGAUAGUACAAAAAUGCAGUGGCUUACCCUUAGCAGCAAAGAUGGUUGGUGGACUUUUACGCUCCAAAUCACAAGUUGAAGAGUGGAAACGUGUAUUGGAUAGCAACAUUUGGAAUACCAGUAAAUGCCCUAUUGUCCCCAUAUUGAGAUUAAGCUAUCAACAUCUGUCUCCACAUUUAAAGAGAUGUUUUGCUUAUUGUGCAUUGUUUCCUAAGGAUUAUGAAUUUGAGGAGAAGCAGUUAAUUUUACUGUGGAUGGCCGAAGGUUUAAUUCAUCAAGCAGAAGGAGAUAAUCGACAAAUAGAAGAUUCAGGUGCUGAUUAUUUUAAUGAAUUGUUAUCCAGAUGUUUCUUCCAACCAUCAAAUAAUCGUGAAUUGCGAUUUGUGAUGCAUGACUUGAUCAAUGAUCUAGCUCAAGAUGUUGCCGCAAAAAUAUGCUUCACUUUUGAGAAUCUAGAUAAAAUUUCUAAAAGCACUCGUCAUUUGUCGUUCAUGCGUAGCAAGUGCGACGUGUUUAAAAAAUUUGAAGUUUGUGAGCAAAGGGAGCAAUUACGAACAUUUUUUGCUCUACCAAUCAACAUAGAUAAUGAGGAGCAAUCCUACUUGAGUGCUAAGGUGUUUCAUUACUUGUUGCCAAAGUUGAGACACUUAAGGGUGCUCUCUUUGAGUUGUUAUGAGAUCAAUGAGUUACCGGAUUCAAUUGGUGAUUUGAAACAUUUACGAUACCUUAAUUUAUCUCACACUGCACUCAAAAGGUUGCCUGAAACAAUAAGUAGUCUUUAUAAUUUACAAUCAUUGAUAUUAUGCAAUUGUAGAAAACUCAUGAAAUUACCUGUGGACAUUGUGAAUUUAAUCAAUCUUCGACACCUUGAUAUUAGUGGUUCAACUCUAUUGGAAGAGAUGCCUCCCCAAAUUAGCAAGUUGAUAAAUUUGCAAACGUUGUCUAAGUUUAUUCUGAGCGAAGGUAAUGGGUCACAAAUAAUAGAAUUGAAGAAUUUAUUGAAUCUUCAAGGGGAGCUUGCCAUUUUAGGGUUGGACAAUAUUGUUGAUGCAAGAGAUGUGAGAUAUGUUAAUUUAAAGGAGAGACCCAGUAUUCAAGUGAUAAAGAUGGAGUGGAGCAAGGAUUUUGGUAAUUCAAGGAAUAAAAGUGAUGAAGAAGAGGUUCUUAAGCUGUUGGAACCUCAUGAAAGUUUGAAAAAACUCACUAUUGCAUUUUAUGGCGGAACAAUAUUCCCACGGUGGAUAGGAGAUCCGUCAUUCUCAAAAAUGGUUAUUUUGAGACUUGCAGGUUGUAAAAAAUGCAGUGUGUUGCCACCACUUGGAAGACUGUGUUUACUCAAAGACUUGUUUAUUGAAGGCAUGAAUGAAAUUAAAAGCAUAGGUAAAGAGUUUUAUGGGGAGAUUGUGAAUCCUUUUCGGUGUUUGCAGUGCCUGGCAUUUGAGGAUAUGCCAGAGUGGUCAGACUGGUUAAUUCCCAAAUUGGGUGGGGAAACUAAAGCAUUGUUUCCUUGCCUCCGUUGGCUUCAAAUAAAAAAAUGUCCAAAACUCAGCAACUUGCCUGAUUGCUUAGCUUGCCUUGUGACACUUAAUGUUAUAGAAUGCCAAGAAUUGACAAUUUCAAUUCCACGAUUUCCAUUUCUUACUCACUUGAAAGUAAAUAGAUGCAACGAGGGAAUGUUAAAAAGUAGGGUUGUUGAUAUGCCCUCACUCACCCAAUUAUACAUUGAGGAAAUUCCAAAGCCGAGUUGUUUAUGGGAAGGGCUUGCACAACCCUUAACAACCCUUCAAGAUCAGGGAAUAAUUCAAUGUGAUGAGUUGGCAUGUUUGAGGGGAUUGGAAAGCCUUAGCAGUUUGCGAGAUUUAUGGAUCAUUAGUUGUGAUGGGGUAGUUUCCUUGGAACAGCAGGGGCUGCCUCGUAAUCUUCAAUACUUACAAGUGAAAGGAUGUUCCAACUUAGAGAAGCUGCCAAAUGCAUUGCACACCCUCACAUCUCUUACAGAUUUGGUAAUUCUGAAUUGCCCUAAACUGGUGUCAUUCCCAGAGACAGGUUUGCCGCCCAUGCUAAGAAAUCUUUUGGUGAAAAAUUGUGAGGGUCUGGAGAUACUACCAGAUGGAAUGAUGAUCAAUAGUCGUGCCCUUGAGUUCUUUAAAAUCACAUAUUGCUCAUCUCUUAUUGGCUUCCCAAGAGGUGAGCUACCCACCACCCUGAAGACGUUGAUAAUUCACUAUUGUGGGAAACUAGAGUCUCUACCUGAUGGAAUUAUGCACCACACUUGUUGUCUUGAACGCCUGCAAGUAUGGGGAUGUUCCUCUCUCAAGUCUAUUCCAAGGGGCGACUUUCCCUCCACGCUCGAGGGACUUUCCAUUUGGGGUUGCAAUCAACUAGAGUCAAUUCCAGGGAAGAUGUUGCAAAAUCUCACCUCUCUUCGUAACCUGUUUCUAUGUAACUGUCCAGACGUGAUGUCCUCCUCUUUGGAAGUGUUUUCUACUUCGAACCUCAAAACAUUGACCAUUGCAAAUGGCAAAAACAAUGUGAGGAGGCCUCUAUUUGCCCGGAGCCUCCACACACUCACGUCUCUUGAGAUCCAUGGCCCAUUUCCAGAUGUGAUUUCUUUUACGGAUGAUUGGUCUCAGCUUCUUCCCACAUCUCUCAACAUUCUUUGCAUAGUUGAUUUCAACAACUUGAAGUCCAUAGCCUCCAUUGGUCUCCAAACCCUCAUUUCUCUUAAAGUCCUUCAAUUCACGGACUGCCCUAAGCUCCGGUCCUUUGUGCCAAAGAAAGGGCUGCCGUCAACACUUGAAAGACUAGUAAUCAAAGGAUGUCCUAUUCUGAAAAAGAGGUGCCUCAAGGACAAAGGAAAAGAUUGGUCUAAGAUUGCCCACAUCCCUUACGUGGAAAUAGAUGACAUUGUACAACAAUAAAAACUUCAAUCAGGGGUUGCUCUCCUCAACAAUAAGCUGUGAAGUUGUAGAACUAACCCACAACUUCCACAUAGAGAUAGAUGUCUGAUACACCUAUUAAAGUAUGCGUCCUUUCUAUAAUGCAAGAGGCCUUAUAUCUGAUGCGUCAUUUUGCUUAAAGCCAGUAUACUUUUUCAAUCAACAUUGAUUAAUAGAAGGAAUGCUCCCUUGUUUAAUACCAAGUUUUCUUGGGAUUCUGCCAUCUGCUUGGAAAUAUGUAUUGCAAAAAAGGUAGAGCUGAAGGUAAAAUCCCCUAAUCAGGGCACAUGACAAAACCCCCGCAAAAUCCGAGAAGUUCAAGAAAGUAAGUAGACUAAGACCAUUGCAACCUAUCCAGUGGGCAUGCUCUGCCCAUGACAUACAUAAGAAGGUGAAGCUUACGGCUUGGUAAAAAUCUCGGCCCUGAUGACUCAUGUUACAAGUGAUGAAGAAGAGAGUUUGCUAAUAUCUCUGUGUUACUCUUUUGGUUUUAAAGACAUGGAAGAGGUUCAUACACCAGAUUCUGAUUAUAUUUAAUUGGCUUGAUCUUGGCAAGCAUAGGGGUCACAGCAUUUUCCUAAGCUCCGGUCCUUUGUGCCAAAGGAAGGGCUGCCACCAAGACUUGCAUGCAUGCCUUGUAAUGGGGAGAUAUCCUAUUCUAAAAAAGAGGUGCCUCAAGGACGAAGGAAAAGAUUCACCCAAGAUUUCUCACAUCCUCAGUAUGGAAAUUGAUGAUGUUGUAAAACAAUAACAAGUUCAACCAGGUCCACUUGUUUCUCUUGAUUUUAUUAUUUCUGAAAGAAGCUCAAAGGUUACAUAGAAAGAGCAUGAGGGGCUUGUGCUCAGCUACUGUGAGACUGAAAACACCAUGAAAUGAUGCAUGGCAACAGCUAUGGUUUGUAUGAGUUUGGAUCCCUAAGAAUUUGUUUGAUGGGAAACAGAUGAAGGGCUGCUACAAAUACUUGCAACACUGGAAAUCAAGAGAUGACCUAUGCUAAAACUGAGGUGCAGGAAAAACAAAAGAAAAAAAUGACCUGGAAUUGCUCAGUUCCCCCAUCUAGAUGGCAUUGUACAACAGUAAAAAUUUCAAUCAGGAAUAUUCACUUUCAUAUUGGAGAUCUCAUGUCUGAAGUAAAUAUGGUGUUAGCUCUUCAUGUCAUAUUGACAAGAAGAUGAACGAGUACUUGGCAAAAGCAUGGUAUGCUAUUUUCAUUUGUUUAUCUUACAUUUCCUAUUUUGAUUUUAAUAAUAAUUACUUUUUUGGAAUCCAUCUUUAUAACCCUUACACAUUCUUCAAGCACCUCAUAGAGAAUGUUUGCUGCACCAUGCUUGUUCUCUCACCCUAAUCAAAUGUGAAAGCCUUUUUAAUCAUGGUGUCACACCUCUGAGAGAGUUAAGAAUGUCAUUGUACUCAAACAUUGUUUCCUCUUAGGGGGACUGGUUUAUCAUCCCUUCUAUGGAUUACCUCUAAAUAAAGUUUGUUGUACAUUAUGCAUACCAUCCUCUUCCAGAACAUAGGUGUUUAUUAGUCUAUUGAAUUGUAGGUUUUGGUAGAAAAUAAUUUUCAUUAUUUAAUAAGCAGAUGAAAAUUUCUAUUUAACGAAAAGAGUUGUACUAAAUGCACCAUUUUUAAAAAAAAAAUUGUGCAUGUGAUUCCAAUUUCUAUUUCACUGGUAUCAGUUCAUAUGUGUCAUGUAAUUGCAAUUCUAGACUCGAAUUUUUCAUAUAAUUGCAUUUUUUUUUUUUAAAUCUGCAUGCUAUAGCCAUUGUUGUUUUCAUAGCAUUUACUAAUUGGCAUUUCCUCCUUAAAUCCUCAUUUUUUUUGGUUCAUAUGCAUCAUUCUAUAUGACUAGAAUUAUAGUUUUCUAAUUCAUCUGUUAGUCAUUUAACCUUAAACUAAACUCAAUGAGAAGUUCAAGCCUUUCUAAUUUGUAACUCUUUUUAUUCCUCAAUUGUUUCUAUUGCAUCAUGACCUUUUUUCCAAUUUAGCAAUGUAAAUGGUUAUAUAAAUUUGCUUUUAAUCAUGGAAGAUAGUUGUUUGUGCAACAAUGAAUAUGAAUAUACAAAUAAAUUUUGCAUUAACAAUUUUUUCUUGUUUUACAUUCAAAAUUAAAUGCUUUUGAUUUUUUUUUUUAUAAGAUUUUUACAUUGAUACCAUGAUAAUUUUUUUCAUUAUUAUACCGAUAGAAAGGAAAUUUAAGUUUUAUAUUGCUCACUCAAUGUUUGGAGUGAAUCUAGUGUUAGGGCUUCAUUCUCUCAUGUGGUCAUAAUGAAAAGAAGAUGAAAGGUUACUGGUAAAAGCAUCGAAUGCGAUUUAAUUUAUGUUUAUCUUACAUUUCUUGUUUUAAUUUUAAUAAUAAUAUUUAGAAAAAAAAAACAAUUUUAUAAGUUGUUAAAUGUUCUUCAAGCAUUUCCUAGAGAAUGGCUCAGGCAUCAUGCAUGUUCUCUCACAUUGCUCAAACCCCCAACAAAAUGUGAAAGCCUUUUAAUCUUUACUAAGGGUUGAGAAUGUGGUCAUGCUCAAAAUUUUCCUAACCAUAUGGUAAAAAAAGUUAACAUGGUAGUUGAGUCAUUUUUAAUGUAGUGUAUCUUUGUUAAAAGUUCAUUCACUUUUAGAAUGAGAUCCUCAUCGUCCCUUAGUGAAAUCGUUAAAGCUUGUAAUAAGCUUUUGCUUUAAUAGAUAAGGUUGGUAAUCGUUAUUCUGUUUUGGUUGUUUUCUAGGUAACUACUAAUUGACUCCGCUUUUGAGAAACCACAUUGCUAUACAUGGGUUUUCCUUUACAUGAAGAAUUGGAUUCAUCUUUUAAAGUACUAUUUGGAACUGGGAAUCCUUCUUGGGAGCCAUAAAAGGUCUUGCAUUCUUGGCACAAAUAUGAAAUUUCAAUCUACAAUGAGGGUAUGGGAUUUCCUAGAAUUGACUGAUACAUGCAUCAAUGGUAGCUGAUGGUAUCCACCAAGAUUCAAAUACAUGGAAAUUGCUUAGUCUUGUGGUUCAAUUGUGAAGAUAUUGGCAAGACGAUUUCCAAAGUGGCAAUCACAAAAACAAAUCAAGCCAAGGAAAAAUCAUGAAGAAAAAGACCACCUCAAAGAGAAGAGUUUUUCAAGACCAAAGCUUCAUAAGAUCUCUUUGUAAGGUUGUUGGUGCACUAGGACUUUCAUGCAUUUCAUUCUUUAUUUAUGAACCAAAAUCAUCCAAUAGUAAUAUUGUUUUAAAUAUCUCUAAGAAUUGGAUGAUUUCAUGUUUUCCACUAAAACCUUGUGUUAAAUGAUUUUCAAACUUGUGUUAAAAGGUUUUAAGUUGAAAAAGGUUGGGUGUUGAGCCAAAAAAUGGCUCAACCGGUUCAAUCGAUUGACCGGUUGUGCUUGUCCGAUCGAAGACCGGUUGAGAGAGGCCAAAAAGUUUCUCUCUCUCCCAGUGGCCUUCUCUUCCCAGUCAAGGUUAAACCUCAACCGGUUGAGGUCCAUUUGAGGUCCGGUUAAGGUCCUAUUGAGGUCUAGUUGAGGCCCAACAGUCACUUGUUAAGCAUUAAAUGUUAACGGCUAGUCAACCGGUCGAACCCCCAACGGCUAGUUUGGUUUUUUUCUUCUAUAAAAAGGUUCUAAUCUUCAUUGUUUCUAUGAGCUUAACGUUCCCAAAUCUUUCUUGAUUAUAUUUGAGCCUUGGAAGAGUAUUUUUUAGUGCACCAUUAUUUCAAAACUUGCAUAUCUUUAGUGCACCAUUCAAUCCUAGUUUUUCUUGUAUCAUUUGAGUUUAAAGUUCUUGUGCUAGGAUAUUUGAGAGAUCAUUCAUUUGUAAAUAUUUGAGAGGAAGUUUCUCAAGUGUGGGGUAUCACUUGAGGGGUUGUUCAAGAGUGGGAUAUCUCUUGAGAAGUGUAAAGGGUGCUUUGAGCCAAAAGUCCAAGAGGGUGAAUUGGAACCAUAAUCCAAUUGUAUUGCUUAAAGGCUUGGUUUGGAAGCCUUGGAUUAGUGGAACCUCAAGCUCGGGAUUGAAGCUAGAGGAGAGUGGAUGUAGGUCGGGUUGCGCCGAACCACUAUAAACUCUUGUGUUUGCAUUCUCUCUUCCCUACUCUUUAAUUUAUAUGCAAUUGUCUAUAUAUUGAUUAUUA